Austrofundulus limnaeus is the source of this 2665-nucleotide messenger RNA. RefSeq names its product cytidine deaminase b (gene cdab). Gene Ontology annotation, cellular component: cytosol. The transcript has 4 exons. Gene Ontology annotation, molecular function: zinc ion binding; cytidine deaminase activity. The record is from RefSeq and is a predicted model, not a curated record. NCBI's taxonomy places the organism in Eukaryota, Metazoa, Chordata, Actinopteri, Cyprinodontiformes, Rivulidae. The coding region runs from base 19 to 675 and encodes 218 amino acids.
ACCGCCUCCCCUUCCUUCAUGACAGCAGUCAACGAUUGGCUGUGGCUGCACCCUCUCCCCGUCUCCCCUCUGUCCCAUUCACAUUUAAAGCCAAGCCACAAAAGGCUCAUUCACCAGCACAAAAACAAGCCUACAAACAAAACUAAAAACAAAACAAAAAAGAAAGAAAAAAAAACAAGAGCAAACAUGGAUGGAGUCAAAUCUGGACGGGACAUCAUGCAUCGAAACUCAAAAGACCUGUGCAAAGAAACAGUUAAAAAGCUGAUCUUUCAGUCCCAGGAGGCAAAAAAACAAUCUUACUGUCCGUACAGUAAGUUCAGAGUGGGAGCUGCUCUCAUGACCUUUGACAACACCGUGUUCACAGGUUGCAACGUGGAGAAUGCAAGUUACAAUCUGGGACUGUGUGCUGAAAGGACAGCCAUCUCCAAGGCCGUGUCGGAGGGAUACAGAAGUUUCAAGGCCAUCGCCAUCGCCAGCGACCUGUGUGAGCAGUUCAUCUCCCCGUGUGGAGGCUGCAGGCAGUUCAUGAGAGAGUUUGGGUCCGACUGGGACGUCUACCUGUCGAAGCCUGACGGCUCGUAUAAGAGGAUGACCGUGGACGAGUUGCUGCCCGCCUCCUUUGGCCCUGAAGACAUGUCCAUGAAGAAAGUGUUCAACAUUCCCAAUGAGUACUGAGCUCAAAACGUUUCGCAGUGGUUAUAUUUGUGCUUGUCUCGCCUGAUAAUUGUAAAUAUUCAAAUGUAUCCAUGUUGUAAUAAUAGAAAUUGUGGAAAAAAGGAUUUGUUUUAUUUUGUGAUCUUUAUACCUAUUUGAUGAUAAUGAAUGCACAAAUAUUGUUGGUAAAAAUAUUUAUUAGUUUAAGGAAGCAGAGAAGAAAUUAUAGUUCACACAUUUUAAUAAAUAAGCAGCUUUGAAAAGGUUGAUUUGACAUUUUAAAACAAAUAGGCUCAGAGGACAAACAGGACAUUUUUUUACAUCAGUGUGCUGCAUUUGCUGAACAGCUUAUUGUUGAAUAGCAGAGAAAUUAAAACAAAUAUAAGAGUCAAACAUUUAAGCUGCCACUGAAAAUUUACUCAAUUAAAUCAUCUGAUUUUUUAGGUCCAUCUACGUCUUACAAGAUCACGUAAAGAGACCGUUAAAUAUGAUGAAAUAUCUUGUUUCUUCCUGAUUCAGAGCUAAGACAAGAAUGUGGUUAAAGUGAGCCUCAGACAAAAUAAGGAGAAGAAAAAAAAUCCAAGUCUGGAUGUCUCUGGCAGAAAUAUUUCAUCAUAACAGAACUAAAAUCAAAAUGUCAGCACUGUUUCCAAACAUAAAGUACACUUUUAGAGGCCUGUGUGUUUUAAAUAAUUGAAAUAGUGCAAAAAAAAAAAAAACCCAGCAGCAUCUUUCCUCCUCUGCAUGACUUCACCUGAUAAAUAAAUGACAGCAGUUACAGGAGAGCACAAUAAAACACGUCACCUUUAUCUGCAAACAAACUGGGAAAAGUGGAAAAAGGGAGGAAAACAGACUUGAACAUAAAAUGUCCUCAAGCUUGUUCCUUCAAAUGUUCCCUCUUUCUUGGGGUUUUUACAAUAUACUCUGAAAUAAUUGAUAUGUUUGCACAUAAGGAAGACCAUGAUGUGCUGCAAGACCCUGCUGAGAUAGUUUGAAAAAGAUAAAAUAUAUUUAGAGUUUCAGUCACAAAGUAUGUGGCUUUAGGCUUCCAGAGAUUAUUGUCUGCUGCUGAAGGUGACAUCAUGUCUGUGUGUUAGCAAAAUAUCUCCUGAAAAAGAGCUUGAAUUUAAAUGAAACUUUCACAAUACAAAUAUUGGCUGCACUUCUAAAAGUGAUUAAGACUUGGAGUCAGCAUAACACAAGGUGGCCACCACAGCUAAGGAAGCUUAGCAAACACAAAGAUGAAGAUAAUGCAGUCAAUUUUACAGUUACUUAGCUAAUUAUUGGUGCGUACAUAGUUGAGAGUUAUUCCCAACACAUAAAAUGAGUGCUAAUCUGCUUUUUAAAUCAUUGGCAUUAACCAUUACAGUCAACUUCAUCUGUUAGCAAAGUAUGUCAUGAACCACUGGACCAAUUCCAAUGAAACUCUUCAAGAUUAAUUACUGAAUGUCCAUCUUUAACUGAUUAACCUUUGGAGUAACCCCCAUUCAAAAUGGCUGCCACAGCUAAUCAAAUUUAGCAAAUUUAGGUCAUUUUUUGCAGAAAUUGAACAAACGUUGGUGUGGUAGCAGCUGAGUCUGAGUGCUAUCACAUGUUGCAAGAUGAAGUAAUACAUUUCAUUUACAAACAACACAAAAAAGCAGCCGAUAAAACGCAUUCCUAUAAUUAUAGCUAAACCGUUAAUCCUUUUUAAAAAAAAAAUUAUAUUUUGACCUUGUUUUUUAUGUUGGCAUUACUUCAUACCGUAUAAGACUGCUAUUUGUCAUUAUUUAGUUGUUUUGUUCGUUUGUUUCUUGAAGUGAGAACAUAAAAUAAUCACACUCAUGGCGAAAAAUACCAAAUUCCCUUUUGGUGAAGCUGAAAUCUCUUUAUCUGUUUAGCUGUGGUGCAAACAGUGGCUUCUACAUUCAGUCAUGGCUUAAGAAGAAACUGAAAACCAAGCUUUGUGAAUGUUCAUGCAUUUUCUGAGCACAUUUAUAUAAAAAAACAACAAACAAACAAACAAAAAAAC